Molecule: messenger RNA, 2564 nt
Organism: Neogale vison (American mink)
Lineage: Eukaryota; Metazoa; Chordata; Mammalia; Carnivora; Mustelidae
Gene: ADCK1
Product: aarF domain containing kinase 1
Exons: 11
Coding region: 403-1974 (523 amino acids)
Biological process (GO): lipid homeostasis; mitochondrion organization; protein phosphorylation
Cellular component (GO): mitochondrial inner membrane
Molecular function (GO): protein kinase activity; ATP binding
Source: RefSeq, a predicted model, not a curated record
GUACGCUUCGAUUCUGUUUUCAUCAGACUGAGCGGUUAUGAGAUAAGGGUUCAGUUAAGAAAGGCAGAUGCAUCCCUCGUAUAGUGUGACAAAAUAGGGCGUUCCCUAGGCAAAAUAACGAAGGUGAAAUGCCUUUUAACAUGCUUAUUUUAUUCCCCACUCAGUCUCAUUCCCGGAUUGUAGGGAUCUCCAGUCCAAGAGAAUCGGGAAGAGCAACGUUAAAUAAAAGGGUGACUGGGUUUUAAAACAACAGGAAAUCCUGAGACUGUCGAAUGGAGAGUUUGGGAACGCUCUAAAAACAUUCACACUCGAAACUUUUCUUUAAACGCUGUUCCCUAACUCCACAACCCACCCCCAAAACUCUCUCCUGGGGAGGUAUUGUGUGAUCUUGGGUCUGGGAACAUGGCCAGAAAGGCGCUCAAGCUUGCUUCAUGGACUGGCGUGGCUCUGGCUGCCUCGGGCUUCUACCUUUACAGUAACAAGUACUUGGAUCCUAACGACUUCGGUGCUGUCAGGGUGGGCCGAGCAGUUGCCACGACAGCUGUCAUUAGUUACGACUAUCUCACCUCCCUGAGGAGUGUCCCCUAUGGUUCUGAGGAGUACUUGCAGCUUCGAUCCAAGGUGCACCUCCGUUCUGCCAGGCGUCUCUGCGAGCUCUGCUGUGCCAACCGGGGCACUUUCAUCAAGGUGGGCCAGCACCUGGGAGCCUUGGACUACCUGCUGCCGGAGGAGUACACCAGCACCCUGAAGGUGCUCCACAGCCAGGCCCCGCAGAGCAGCAUGCAUGAGGUCCGCCAGGUCAUCCGCGAGGACCUGGGCAAGGAGAUCCAUGAUUUGUUUGUGAGCUUUGACGACACCCCCCUGGGGGCCGCCUCCCUGGCCCAGGUCCACAAGGCGGUGCUGCGUGAUGGGCGGACCGUGGCCGUGAAGGUCCAGCAUCCAAAGGUGCAGUCUCAGAGCUCGAAGGACAUUCUCCUGAUGGAGGUGCUUGUCCUGGCUGUGAAGCAGCUGUUUCCAGAGUUUGAGUUCAUGUGGCUGGUGGAUGAAGCCAAGAAGAACCUGCCUUUGGAGCUGGAUUUCCGCAAUGAAGGGAGGAAUGCCGAGAAAGUGGCCCAAAUGCUCAAAGACUUUGACUUCUUAAAGGUCCCCCGCAUCUACUGGGAGCUGUCCACCAAGCGGGUCCUUCUGAUGGAGUUCGUGGAUGGCGGCCAGGUCAACGACAGAGACUACAUGGAGAGGAACAAGAUUGAUGUCAAUGAGAUCUCACGCCACCUGGGCAAGAUGUAUAGCGAGAUGAUCUUUGUCAAUGGCUUCGUGCACUGUGACCCCCACCCCGGCAAUGUGCUGGUACGGAAAUGCCCAGGCACAGGGAAGGCGGAGGUGGUCCUGCUGGACCAUGGACUCUACCAGGUGCUCACCGACGAGUUCCGCCUAGAUUACUGCCGCCUCUGGCAGUCGCUGAUCUGGACAGACAUGGAGAAGGUGAAGAAGUACAGCCAGCGCCUGGGGGCUGGGGAUCUCUACCCCUUGUUUGCCUGCAUGCUGACUGCCCGGUCUUGGGACUCGGUCAACAGGGGCAUUGGCCAAGCCCCGGUCACUGCCACAGAGGACGCGGAGAUCCGUAACAAUGCGGCCAACUACCUCCCCCAGAUCAGCCAGCUCCUCAACCAUGUGCCCCGCCAGAUGCUGCUCCUCUUCAAGACCAAUGACCUGCUCCGAGGCAUCGAGGCCGCCCUGGGCACCCGGGCCAGCGCCAGCUCCUUCCUCAACAUGUCACGCUGCUGCAUCAGGGCAUUGGCCGUGCACAAGAAGAAGAACAGCCGCUCACUCUUCAGAAGGACACAGAUCUCUUUCAGAGAAGCCUUCAACUUAUGGCAGAUCAACCUUCAUGAACUCAUUCUGCGUGUGAAGGCACUGAGGUUGGCCAGCUGGGUCUUGGCCCUACUUUGCCGGCUGUUGCCCACUUCAUACUGAGCGCAUCUGCUGUCCCCUUUCCCUUUCCAAGGUGACUCUGGUGGGCAAGUGGAAUUUUCACUCUUCACUCUUCUGUCAUGUCUCCACCCAGGUGCCCUGUGUCUGUCACAUGGUAGCCUGGAGCCCCACAGUCAUUUUCUGUGGCACCGUUAUACUCCACCCUCAGAAUCCCUCUCCUCAGCUGUGGCCCUUGUCUCAUAGGCUACACAAGCUGUCCUAUGCAAGAAAUUUCUCUCCUUAUCCAGGGAGAUGGCAUAAACAGUGUUUCCCACUCCUGGUGGGCGCCAUUGGGCCGGAUGUCCCCUUACUUCCGGUAACCAUUCUUCCUGUCAGGAUGGACCAUGAAUCCCACUGACUUCCUACAUGAAUUUCUAUAUUUAACUGAUGGGAGGUUUGAUUUUGUUGGAAGAGAGCAGAGUUUCUGAGCUUGCUUGGAAUGGAUUCCCUCUCCUUGCCUUGCCACUCCCAGAGGUGUCAUACCCGAGCAAGGUGGCUUGGCAUCCGAGACAUGAGUUCACUGCUGUCAUGGUGACCAUGCUGAUGUUUUAUGUACUGUGUUUCAAUAAAAAUCCCUUCAGGGUUACAGGGAA